GGAGCUAAAAUUUCCCGAAAUUCACAGGUAAUCACCUCAGUCACGGGGAUACCUAUUACGUGCCAAAAAACGCAUAACAAAAUCCAAUAUUGGUAUCAAACGAAAAAGCAGAAUAUCCGAUAGAUCGGGGCAGAAUUCUGCUGCCAUAUUGUGUUGUGAACUUGAAAAAUUGGUGAAUUUCGGGGUGCAUUAUAUCCUCAUAAUUCCAUGCUAAUUAUCAUUAUUCGCCCUCAAGAACUAAUUACCGACAUGUGACAGGUUGUGACCUUUCAUUUGGCCCCUAGAUCAGAAUUUUACAUCCAUUUUUCCGCCCGCAAUUAGUAUCCCCGUAAAUGGCUAUAAUGUACGUGGAUUCUGGGCAAUCUAGAGAUGAAAAUAAAAAAAAAUUCGCGCAGGCCGGGCCUUGAAGUCUCAAAAGAUAUCUCCAAAAUGAAGAAAAAAAAUGUGAAUUUUCACUCAGCAGAUGUCGAGUUAUUGGCGAUCGAGUUUUCGAUCGAUUUGAACUGUUUUCUUUCUCGUUACUGUUUUGAGUUUUGCUUUUGUUGAAUUAUUUUAGAGUGGAAGGAAGUUGUAAAAUUUUUAUAAAUACAUUUUUUGUGGAGAAUUAUGAGGGCUAUAAAAAAGGUUCUUAUGAGGAUUUCGAUAUCUCCACUGGAUUUGAAAGUAUUCGUUAAAAACUGGAGCUGCAGUGGAGUUAUCUCGUUUUAUGGUGAUCACUGUAUUUGUAUUUCAUAAACAGAUUGUGUUUUUUAUCAGAAGAUUUCACAACUUGUGGGAGACACUGAACGAUACAGCGUUGAUGACGAGAAUGUGACGUUAAUUAAUUGUUGGAACUAGAGGAAUUCAGAGGUCUUGAGUGUUUGAUGAGAGUUGAAGCACUUGAUCAAGGUUUUUAAUUGUUCGAGGGACUUUUUGGGGAAGAUGACGGCGAAAGGGCGAGUGAUCACUGGGAAUGACACCCUUGAUGGCAAGAUUAACGAGUAUUUCGAGUGGUACAAGGAUCUGAAGCCAGAGGAUGAGAUUCAUGAGAUUGUGAAGUCAAAGGACGUGGGGGUGCUGUCAGAACUGUUUUUGAAGAGACUGCAAUUCGGCACAGCUGGUCUGCGAGGCCGGAUGGGCCCUGGCUACAGUCGGAUGAACGAUCUGGUGAUCAUUCAGACUGGCCAGGGACUACUUCAGUACUUGAUUAAUGGUGGGGAGGGCUUCAAGGAGAAGGGAAUUGUCAUUGGGUAUGAUGGGAGGCACAAUAGCUACAGAUUUGCUCAGUUGACAGCCACAAUAUUCAUCAACAGUGGCGUCAAAGUCUACAUGUACUCAAAAGUCUGUCCAACUCCAUUCGUCCCCUUCGCAGUGAUGAGGUACAAAUGCGCUGCUGGGAUCAUGAUAACAGCCUCCCACAACCCCAAAGAGGACAACGGGUACAAAGUCUACUGGGAGAACGGUGCCCAGAUCAUCCCCCCACACGACAAAGAGAUACAGAAGUCAAUUUUAGAUAAUCUCGAGCCCUCCCUCACCUCCUGGGACGUCUCUGUCCUCAAUGCAGCUGGCUCCCUCUGCAAGGAUCCCCUCGGGGAGGUCAUGGAGGACUACUUCAGAAUCAUCAAGGACAAUACUGUUUAUCCAGAGACCAAUAGAAGCACAAUCUUGAAAUUUACUUAUACUGCUAUGCAUGGGGUGGGAUUUGAGUACAUGAAGGAAGCAUUUCGCGUUGCUAAUUUCAAGCCAUUUGUAGUUGUCGAACAGCAGAGAGACCCAGACCCGGACUUUCCCACAGUGAAAUUUCCGAAUCCAGAGGAAGGGAAAAGUGCUCUUGACCUCAGCAUCAAGACAGCUGACGCCAGCAAAUCGUCAAUUAUCCUGGCUAACGAUCCUGAUGCUGACAGACUGGGCUGUGCAGUCAGGACUAAAGAAGGCGACUGGAGGAUUCUCAAUGGAAAUGAGAUCGGGGCCCUGCUGGCUUGGUGGAUGCUGCACGUACAUCGAGUCAUUCAUCCUGAUGCUGAUCCUGCUGAUGCCUAUAUGCUUGCUUCCACAGUCUCCAGUAAGAUUCUGGCCUCCAUGGCGAAAAGGGAGGGAUUCCAGUUUGAGGAAACAUUAACUGGAUUCAAAUGGAUGGGAAACAGAUGUGUCAAAUUGUUGGAAGAAAAGAAACACAUUCUUUUUGCUUAUGAAGAAGCCAUCGGUUUCAUGUGUGGGUCGAGUGUCCUCGAUAAGGAUGGAAUAAGUGCGGGGAUUAGGCUCGCCGAGAUGGCGGCGUACUUAGAGACUAUGGGCCUGACUCUUCUAGAUAAACUCGAGGACAUCUACAAAGUUUACGGCCACCACAUCAGCGACAACUCCUACUGGAUCUGUCACAACCAAGAGACAAUAAAGAAAAUUUUCGAGAGAUUGAGAAAUUUCGCUGGUCAGCCAAAUACAUACCCAACAAGCAUCGCCGGUGGAAAAUAUUCGAUAAUUGCCGUUCGCGAUUUGACGACUGGCUAUGAUAGCACAAAACCCGACAACAAGGCUGUAUUACCCUCUUCAAAGUCCAGUCAAAUGAUAACAUUUACCUUUGAUAACGGGCUCGUCAGUACCCUGAGAACCAGUGGAACAGAACCAAAAAUUAAAUACUAUACUGAACUGUGUGCUUCCCCCGAACAUCAGAACAUCGAUACCCUAAAGAACACUCUCGCCGAGAUGGUCUCAGCAAUAGUCGAAGAAUUCCUGAUGCCUAAAGCAAAUUCAUUGAUCCCACGUUCACCAUAAAUUCUUAUACACAUAUUCCCCUGAUUUUUUCAUACAAAAAUUAGUUCCUUAUCGAGGCAUUCAUAAUCAACGACGAGAGACAAUAUCCGUAAAGGAGUAAAACCUAAUAAAAAAGCUCAAUAUGUUACACUAAUUACAUUCAAAAGACAUCAGUUCUUCCUCA
Diachasma alloeum is the source of this 2911-nucleotide messenger RNA. It is a transcript of the gene Pgm2a, whose product is annotated as phosphoglucomutase-2. Gene Ontology annotation, biological process: carbohydrate metabolic process; purine ribonucleoside salvage. The transcript has 9 exons. Lineage: Eukaryota; Metazoa; Arthropoda; Insecta; Hymenoptera; Braconidae. The record is from RefSeq and is a predicted model, not a curated record. Gene Ontology annotation, molecular function: phosphopentomutase activity; magnesium ion binding. The coding region runs from base 922 to 2748 and encodes 608 amino acids.